Porites lobata is the source of this 1017-nucleotide messenger RNA. The record is from the annotation of a GenBank genome assembly. Lineage: Eukaryota; Metazoa; Cnidaria; Anthozoa; Scleractinia; Poritidae.
AUGGCUCGCCCUCGUCGUACUAUUUCGCGCUCGAACCGUGCAUCCAGCCGAGGUGAACAGGAUCUCUCCACGCUAGCAAGCGAAGUGCUCAAACUCCGUCUUCAAGCCCUGAACCUCCGCAUUAAGGGAUCCAAAGGGCAGCUGCUAAAUCGACUGAAGCGGGCCUUGCCGGGACAAGUGGCCACGUCGACCACGGCGCAACCAAAGCGAGUUUCCAAGGCUAAAGCUCGUAAGGGGCGCCCUGCAACGAGAACCACCACGGCGACCGGGCGCUCGUCGGAAAGCCUUUCAGCGAAUCUCGGCAACGUUAAUAACGAAGGCAACGCCCUGUCAGACCGCGCUUCGUUGUCUUCUAUCGAGGACAUGAUCGAGUCGGAUCCUGAGCCGAACGAGUCCAACUUCCAACGGAACAGCGGUUUCAGCCAAACUCAGCGUGCAGCAAUCGAGGCCAUCGUGACUGAUUCAGUCCGCUCCACCAUAACAACGCUUCAAAAUUCGCCAGCCGCUCAUCUUCCUUCACCAGCCGCGCAGCUCCCUUCUGCCUCGCCUCAAACUCUCUUCACACUGGGCAUGGCUUCCCCUCUAGGGCUUUCUAGGCCAGUAGACAAGACUUUGGAGGACAAAAUACUCAGGGGUGAGUACAUUGACUUUGCGUUACUUUUGCCCGAUACAUUAUACCAGUCCCAGACCCCUGAAAUUCAGCUCCGUUUGGACGACUCGUCCUCAGGCCCCAUGGGUUCUCCGGUUACCAUGGUCAGAAAGAAAAAACCGGUAAUUGAUACCUUCCUCAAGUGGCUCGACGCCUUCAUGACCUACAUGUUAAUACUCGUGAAUGUCUACCCACGACGGGUGCUCGAGCUUAUCAAAUACCAGCAAAUUAUCGGCCGAGCGGUCGCUAAAUUUAAGGGUUUGGCCUGGCUAUCGUACGACCAGCAGUUCCGUCGCCGGGCGGCCUAUGACUUGUCCCUGAGCUGGGAUAAGGUAGACCUUGAGCUAUGGACAGUGACUUUCGCAGGC